This is a messenger RNA of Monodelphis domestica (gray short-tailed opossum), 1518 nucleotides long. It is a transcript of the gene NPBWR2, whose product is annotated as neuropeptides B and W receptor 2. Gene Ontology annotation, cellular component: neuron projection; plasma membrane. NCBI's taxonomy places the organism in Eukaryota, Metazoa, Chordata, Mammalia, Didelphimorphia, Didelphidae. Gene Ontology annotation, molecular function: neuropeptide receptor activity; neuropeptide binding. The record is from RefSeq and is a predicted model, not a curated record. Gene Ontology annotation, biological process: neuropeptide signaling pathway.
GGCCAGCACAGGGACAGGUUAGCAGGGAAGGAGGCCAUCUCCCCCAUUAACCACACACACACUUGGCUGCCUAGGCAGCCCCCGAUGCUUAACACCCAGCCUGUCAAGCUCCUGUCGUGCUGGACAGCGCAUUUCUCCUGCUACAAUAUCUCUGUUGCCGGGAUUCCUUGUGGAAUGUAAUGAUGACCCAAAAGGAGAAGCUACUUCCCCAGGGCACUGUAAGAGCUCCACUUUAGCAGAAGCAGGGCCACUAUGUGGAAUAUGGGGCAGGAACCAUUAGCCCCAUCACAGGUCAUCGCAGAGGAUGACCAGCACCAACAGACUGGGGACCUAGGGAUGAGGCACGAGGACAAUUGCUCUCUGUACAACAUGACAGGAGGUGACUUUUACCCAGAUAAUAGCAGCCAGUCCAACUUCACCUUCCCAGAACAGUCUCUAGAUUUCUAUAUCCUCCUCCCAGUGAUGUACUCUGUUAUUUGUGCAGUGGGAUUAACUGGCAACACUGCAGUCAUCUAUGUGAUCCUCAAAGCACCAAAAAUGAAGACAGUGACCAACAUGUUCAUUCUAAAUCUGGCCAUUGCGGAUGACCUCUUUACACUGGUGCUGCCCAUCAAUAUUGCUGAACACCUCCUGCGCUACUGGCCCUUUGGUGAGCUCCUCUGUAAGAUCAUUCUGGCUGUUGAUCAUUACAACAUUUUCUCUAGCAUUUAUUUCCUGACCGUGAUGAGUGUAGACAGGUACCUGGUGGUACUGGCCACUGUGCAAUCUCGACGGUUGCCUUAUCGAACCUACCAUGCCGCAAGAACCACCAGCAUCUGCAUCUGGCUCUGGGUGACCCUCAUUGUCCUGCCCUUCUUCAUCUUUGCCAGUGUCUAUACCAAUGAACUGCAGAUCAAGAGCUGUGGGCUAAGUUUCCCUCAACCUGAGAGGUUCUGGUUCAAGGCUAGCCGCAUCUAUACCCUGGUCCUAGGCUUUGCUAUUCCUGUUUCCACCAUUUGUAUCCUCUACAUUGGGAUGCUUCACAAGCUGAGGACCAUGAACCUAAACUCCAAUGCCAGGGCCUUGAACAAGGCCAAAAGGAAAGUGACCAUCAUGGUCAUCAUUGUCCUUGCUGUGUGCCUCCUGUGCUGGAUGCCCUUCCAUCUAGCGACCAUUGUGGCACUAACUACAGACCUACCCCAGACCUCCCUGGUUAUUGGCAUUUCCUAUUUCAUCACUAGCCUGAGCUACACCAACUCCUGUCUGAACCCCUUCCUCUAUGCCUUCCUGGAUGACAACUUCCGCAAGAGUUUCCGAAAGAUGUUGGAAUGCAGAGCAACCUGAGCACAGCACGGUGGCCCCAGCUCCAUCACCACACCCCCAGGCCCAUCUCCUGUAAGCCCCCUCUCAAGGGUCCACACCCAGCACUUGGGCAACCCUGCCAGCUUCUUGGUCUUUUGUCGUCUUUGUAUGCCCAAUAUUUAGCACAGUGCCUGGCACAUACUAAGCACUUAAUAAAUGUUUUUUGAUGUAACUUGA